Molecule: messenger RNA, 309 nt
Organism: Alternaria ventricosa
Lineage: Eukaryota; Fungi; Ascomycota; Dothideomycetes; Pleosporales; Pleosporaceae
Exons: 2
Coding region: 1-309 (102 amino acids)
Source: RefSeq, a predicted model, not a curated record
AUGCACUUCUCUCCCCUCCUCUUCAGCCUCAGUGCUCUGGUAGCAACAUCCAUGGCCAACCCAGCACCCGCACUACUGUCAGAAGCACUGCCAGUACUAGACGCAGUGGCAGGCGAGCUAGGCCGCGACGCACUAUCCGGCAACCUGCCCAAGAAUCUUGCCAAAAUUUGGAUCUUCAGCAACCGCGAGUGCGAUCAAAACGACGGUCCUGCUUGGAACAUCUACGUACUUCCCGGCGAGGACAGAUGCAUUCCGUAUCAGAAUGUUGGAUCAAUCUUCGCAUGGUACGAGUCUGAUAUCGGGGUCUAA